GCUGUCAUUUCGACAGUCGUUAAUUCGCAUUGUACGCUGGUAGACGAUUCUUUGUGCAGCUAAGCCGAUUUGUUUUAACCCAGUAAUCCCUCGGGCUACACGCGAUUAAUUGGUCAAUUUUUAUUGAGUGCACUGAGUGCUGUCGUCUAUAACUGCAUAAAAAAAAAACAGUAAAGCUCCUGCGCAAUCGUUGGUUGACAACCAAGUCGCGAAAGUUCAAGCACUAGGCAGCGUAGUUGACUUCGCAUUAUACAAUAUUUAUUUAAUAUUUAUUAGUUUUUAUAUCACUGCGGCUGUGCCUUGGCAUUUCAUUGUGAAAAUCAGAAGACAAAAAAAAACAGAAAACGCUGAAUAAGUAUCAAAUUCGCACAAAACGUGUUUUUGGUUGCAAUUAACGUCUGCUUAAGCUGCCGCCGCUACAGUGAUCCGUGUGUCGCUGCUCGAGCAGGCCUUGUAAGUGUGUUAGAUACGACGAGCGAAUAAUUGCGUCUUGCAGCAAAAUUGGUGGAAAGCGUUUAUAAACAAUUUAAGUAUAAACUAAAACGCUUUUAAGUGAAGAAGAAAAUAUUAAUUGCCGCAAUCAUGGCCACUAAAAACUUAAGCAAUGGCAACAGUAACAAUCAUGAAGAAGAAACCGCACUUGAGCACAUCAUCAAAUCACUGGAGACACCGACAAUGAAAUGCGAGGGUACACACUUCGAUUCUCAAGUGCCACACACAUUUGUCAUCUUUGGCGCUUCGGGCGACUUGGCCAAGAAGAAAAUCUAUCCAACUUUGUGGUGGCUAUUCCGUGACAAUUUGCUGCCGAAACCAACUAAAUUUUGCGGUUAUGCACGUUCAAAGCUUAGUGUGGCGGAGUUGCGGGCGAAAUGUCAUCAAUAUAUGAAGGUGCAGCCACACGAGCAGGCAAAGUAUGAAGAGUUCUGGCAAUUGAAUUCAUAUCAGGCGGGUAGCUAUGAUCAGCGUGCAGAUUUCGUUGCCUUCAGGGACCAUUUGGAUCGUUUAGACUGCAGUUGUAGUUGUAAUCGCCUAUUUUACUUAGCUUUGCCGCCAUCGGUUUUCGAGCAAGUUACAGUGAAUAUCAAAGAGAUUUGCCUUUCACAAAGUGGCUGGAACCGCGUUAUCAUCGAAAAGCCCUUCGGCCGUGACGAUGUCUCAUCGAAGAAGUUGAGCGACCAUCUCGCUUCGCUCUUUCUCGAAGAACAGCUCUACCGCAUCGAUCACUAUCUGGGUAAGGAGAUGGUGCAAAAUCUCAUGACCAUUCGGUUUGCGAAUAAAAUUCUCAACUCGACGUGGAAUCGCGAGAAUAUCGCGUCGGUAGUCAUCACAUUCAAGGAACCCUUUGGCACACAGGGGCGUGGCGGUUACUUUGAUGAGUUUGGCAUUAUAAGAGACGUCAUGCAAAAUCACCUACUACAAAUACUAUCGCUGGUUGCCAUGGAGAAACCAUGUUCCUGCCAACCUGACGAUAUACGUGACGAAAAGGUCAAGGUGCUGAAAAGCAUAGCACCGCUUACUUUGGACGAUAUGGUCUUGGGCCAAUAUGUGGGCAAUCCCGAAGGUAAAGGUGAAGCGCGCGAAGGUUACCUUGACGAUCCGACCGUCUCGAAAGAUUCCAAUACGCCCACCUACGCAGUGGGUGCGCUCCACAUUAACAACGAACGCUGGGAGGGUGUCCCCUUUAUACUGCGCUGCGGCAAGGCGCUAAACGAACGCAAAGCCGAAGUGCGCAUACAGUACCGCGAUGUGCCUGGUGAUAUCUUUGAGGGCAAUAGCAAGCGUAAUGAGCUUGUCAUACGCGUGCAGCCCGGUGAAGCGCUCUAUUUCAAAAUGAUGACGAAGAGCCCCGGCAUUACAUUCGAUAUUGAGGAGACGGAGCUGGAUUUGACCUAUGAACACCGCUACAAGGACUCUUAUCUGCCAGACGCGUACGAACGUCUGAUUUUGGAUGUCUUCUGUGGCUCGCAAAUGCAUUUCGUGCGUACUGAUGAGUUGCGCGAAGCGUGGCGUAUCUUCACGCCUGUACUGCAUGAGAUCGAAAGGAGCAAAGUGAAACCCAUUCCAUACGUGUUCGGUUCGCGUGGUCCCAAGGAAGCCGAUCUGAUGAAGGCGGAGAAUAAUUUCAAAUACUAUGGCUCGUACAAGUGGCAUGGAAAGAAGUAGGUGCAGAAGUGAAGAUGGUUCGACGGUUUCGAUGAAAUAUAUACAUAUGUACGUACAUACUUGAAUAUGUGUGUAUGGGCCAAUGAUAAUUGAUAAUAAUAAAACGGCGUAGAAAAGACAUUACUUAACCAAUUUGUGCAAAAACAAAUCAAAACUGGUUGUAUAUUUAAGAAUAAAUAGUUUCUAGGUGCAUAUGUACGUUUUUUUUUUUAUUUACAUACAUAUGUAUGU
Rhagoletis pomonella (apple maggot) is the source of this 2394-nucleotide messenger RNA. It is a transcript of the gene Zw, whose product is annotated as glucose-6-phosphate 1-dehydrogenase. NCBI's taxonomy places the organism in Eukaryota, Metazoa, Arthropoda, Insecta, Diptera, Tephritidae. The record is from RefSeq and is a predicted model, not a curated record. The transcript has 5 exons. Gene Ontology annotation, biological process: glucose metabolic process; pentose-phosphate shunt, oxidative branch. Gene Ontology annotation, molecular function: glucose-6-phosphate dehydrogenase activity; NADP binding. Gene Ontology annotation, cellular component: cytosol. Bases 583 to 2163 code for a protein of 526 amino acids.